Molecule: messenger RNA, 701 nt
Organism: Pygocentrus nattereri (red-bellied piranha)
Lineage: Eukaryota; Metazoa; Chordata; Actinopteri; Characiformes; Serrasalmidae
Gene: gng13a
Product: guanine nucleotide binding protein (G protein), gamma 13a
Exons: 3
Coding region: 166-369 (67 amino acids)
Biological process (GO): sensory perception of taste; phospholipase C-activating G protein-coupled receptor signaling pathway
Cellular component (GO): heterotrimeric G-protein complex
Molecular function (GO): G-protein beta-subunit binding
Source: RefSeq, a predicted model, not a curated record
UUUGAGUCUCCAGCUACUGUGGCCUUUUGUUAGAUACGUACACCUGGGCUUAAAGACAGUCUUUUCUUGGAGAGCACAGCAACAUCAAUCAAGCCAUUCUUUGGAUCGUUGUCUUUACUUUCUAUAUCGGAUCUUGGAUAAUUGGGCCACGUAAAUACUAGUAAGAUGGAUGAGUUGGAUGAGACUCAGCUGAAGAAUGAGGUGGACAGUCUGAAAUUUCAGCUACAGAUAACAAGAGAGAAAUGCUCUGUAACAAUCCCUGAGCUUGUUAAAUGGAUUGAAGAAAAAAUGGCUGAGGAUCCUUUUCUGAACGCUGAGAUAAUGAGGGACAACCCAUGGUUGGAGUCGGGGAAGUGUGUCCUGCUGUAGUAACAGCCAGCCACUGACCACAAGGACUACCGCAGUGGCUCCACUCUUUACAGAACACAUUUGCAUUUAUUUGCAUAAUCAACAUUGUAGGCAAAGUGUUUUAGUCAAUAUAUGACAUAGUUUAACACUUCUUUCUAUCAUGUGGUAUUUUUAUGCAUUAUGUUGCCACUGUACAUUUAAAAAAACUGCUCUGCUGUUUGUUUGUUACUUCAAUGCAUGUAAUUGAGUGAACUGUGUUGCUCCAAAGAAACAAAGUGACUUGUUAGCUUUACUUGAUAAAAACUUUUGCUCAAUGCUACCUUAUAGAGUAAAACUCAACAUCCUUCCCACUG